Chara braunii is the source of this 4076-nucleotide messenger RNA. Lineage: Eukaryota; Viridiplantae; Streptophyta; Charophyceae; Charales; Characeae. The record is from the annotation of a GenBank genome assembly.
GCACGUCCUUUUAUCUUUCUCUCGGAAGUCAAGAAUGGGGUGGCAGAUAUGGAGGGGAGCAGCAGAACAAGAAAUCUCUCUUUCUGUCUCUCUCACCCUCUCUUUUGCUUAUAAGUUGGAUGCCGAACGGUGAAAGGUGCUGUCGGGAACUGCAGCAGAUCGCAGACGAGAAUCGCACAGCAUCAAUGUCAUGUGAGAAUCUCACAAUGUUCAAUGAUGCCCAUCGACCAGAGGUAGCACGAAGAUGGAGCUGGAGCGAUGGCGCCACAGCACAAAGAGAUACAAAGUUGGUGAUUGAAAGUGUUCUCAUAACAGAAAUUGGUGGACACCAGUCGCGCAAACUACUUCAAGAGCAGAGCAGCCUCGAGUUACGUGGUGGGGAUGGGGUUUCCGCGGACAUACCCGAAAGCUUGCCUUCAACUUUACCCCCAGGUUUGAGCUUGCCAUCUCCAGCAGUUGUAGAGAGCAUUGCUGCGGGUGCUAAAUUCAACAGCUCGGAUUUUAACCUGACUGGUCUUGUAAAUGGUUCACUGGAUGAGGCAGCAGCAAGGGACGCCCUUACCAACCUAGCGGCCAACCCAUCGGUGUUUGGAGGUAACAGCACAAAUGGAAGUCUGUCGCUUGACGGAUUGGCUGACAUGGACUUCUCCACAACACAAGAAACAAAACCAUUUGAGCGUUUGGCGGAAAACCAGACUGAUCGGCCGGAUCCACGAAACAAGUUCCGCAAGUACACUGGUGGCUGGGACUUCCGGAAUGCAAGUUACCUUUCGUCGGUUGCAUACACUGCAGCUCCAGCGUUCAUCAUUGCUGUUCUCUGGGCGCUCCUGGCGGUCGUGUACCUGUUCGCAAUAAUCUGUUACUGCUGCUGUUGUAAAAGAAAUCGACAUGCAAAGUUCUAUGAAUCCUCAGCAUAUUGUUGGCCACUUGUACUUGUUGUGCUGCUCACUUUCACGGCAUUGGGAGGGUCUGCUAUUCUUUACACUGGAGCAGGAAAAAUGCACACAGAACUUGGACUCACCAUUGAUUAUAUUCUCGAGGAAGUGAAUAAAACCACAACGAAGGUCCGCUUGGCCGCCGAUGACCUGGUUUCAAUGACAAAUUUCUCUAUUGCUGGUGCGCAAAUGACCAGUGCUGAUCAAGUGAAGGUUAUGGACGCAAUGAAUGAAAUGUACAAAGCAGCGAAUGAUGUGGACACAGCUGUUGAGGACAAUAAGAAAGAUAUUCGGAGGGUGGUCGAUCUCAUACGGCUUAUCAUGAACAUCGUCGUGGGCGUUACAGCUGGCCUCGUCAUACUUGGCCUUGUCUUUACAUUGCUGGCGUGGAAGUACUGCAUACGCGUGCUGGCCAUUCUUGGAUGGGUGCUUAUCUUUGUCACAUGGGUACUCGCUGGAGUUUACAUCGUCGUAAUGAACGUGACUGAUGACACGUGCUUGGCAAUGGAAGAGUGGACACAUGAUGUGUCAGCAAACACAAGUAUAUCAGACAUUCUGCCUUGCGUCGACAAGAACACUGCCAACCGAACUUUGCUCAAAAGCAAGAGUGUGGUACUGUUUGGAACACAGCUUAUCAACAAUGGAAUCGUGGUUACGAAUAGCUUACCCGUCCUAGCACCAGCAGUGCCGCUUCUUUGUCCGCCCUACACAAAUGACUUGCAAGUUGUUCCGAUUGAGACAUGCUUAGCUCAAGAGCCCGAACGCACAAAUUUCGUAGAGUACGAGGAGGAUUGGAGGAAGCAUACGUGCCCCCUUUCUCCCGAUUAUUUGAGUGCUUGCCAACAACCGGAACCGUCAAUGAAUUGUUUCUUCAGUAAUUGUUCAGACAGAAGACUGACGGUCCCCACGUAUCUGAAGCUGGUUGAGUCUACCUGGAUGCUGGUGAAAAUCAACAGCACGACGCACAUGCUUGUGGAGCUCAUGCAAUGCCAAUUUGCGGUCAAAAUAUUCACAGACGUCAACAAUAAUUUCUGCCACAAGCUUCAAGUUCAAGCAAAGCUCCAGUGGAUUGGAUUGAUAGUGCUAUCGUCGUCGUCUAUGCUUCUAGUUUUCCUCUGGCAAUUGUAUGUCCACCGCUGGAAUAAGCGCAUGAGGACGACAAGCAAGCCCAUAUACGACUCCCAUGCACAAAGCUAUGGAUGACCGAUGAACGUGGGAGUGCGAUAGCGACAAGCUGCGCGGUGUGAUUGCAGGGCUCUCGCUUGAGCCGUUAGCGGUGGGACUUUGGUGCCACACAGCCUGGUUGUCACUGUGGCUGUAUUCCUUCUUUUCCCCUUUUGGGAAUGCUUCAGGAAACCAGGGUUUCCUAAAUAAGGAUACACCAGGUUGUGCAGCUUUCUGCAGAAAUUUGCUUCUUCUGUGGAGUUUGCCGUCCCUGUGCGGCGGUGUGAUGGGCGUGGGAAGCACGGUCAGAUUGCCAAACGGUGGUCUUUUUUCCGUGGGAAAUAUUGCUGCCUGAUACUAGUACUGGGGUCUGAUGGACCUGUGAAGCAGGCAGGUGCCUGAUAGAGUGGCAGUCCUUGCGUCAAGUGUACCCACUUUUAGAAUUUCUGCAUUUUUGCCACAGGUACGCAGUCGAAGGCUUUUCCUCAUGAAUGGAACGGACCAACCCCGCCGAAAACCACAGGCGUACUAGGGUUUUUCUAAUGACCCAUCUUCUGUCUGCAUUUGGAGUCUCAGCUACGUUGUGAGAAUCCCAAUGAGUAUGCCCCAGGACGUCUGGUGAUCCUUGGGGAGAUUUGCUUGUGCUAUUUUCUGCAAUUUGAGCAUAGCAGCUAUCCCUAGCUUCUUUUCUUUCGUUUGACCUCUGCUUUGGAGUGAGGUUUCAGCUGAUCCAUGUAGGACUUAUGCUGAUCCUUGGCGAGAUUUGCUUGUGCUUUUUUCUGCAAUUUGAGCAUAGCAGCCAUCCCUAGCUUCUUUUCUUUCGUUGAGGUUUCGGCUGAUUGCACUUGGUGCGAGUAGUUGCAGAUUUCUGUGUAAAUACAGUCCGGCGUCUUCUGAGGUCGCCAUCUUCUCAGCUUCCUCUACUUGGGAUUGAGCCGGGCAUGAGGCAUCAGGCGGCGCAUGAGGCAUCAGUCUGGGGCUUGUUACCUGACAGGCACUUGCACGCACGUAGCCAACCUUCAGUGAAAGGCAUGGAAAAGCUCCCUGGAAAAGAAAGAGUACAUUUUUAUAUCCAUGUGAAAGAGCUAAGGGUUACUUCCCUCAGGGAGCAGACUCAGCUGGGAGGGUUAUGAGGCAUCAGUCUGGGGCUUGUUACCUGACAGGCACUUGAAAGUAGCCAGCCUUCAGUCACAGGCAUGGAAAAGAAAGAGCCAAGUGUUUUGUGUCACAACCCAACUUCACAGGAAUAGAGUAUCGAAGAUCAUGUGUCCGGGGGUUCACGGGUGGAUGGAGAGGAGAAUCAUCACCGUUCAUUUUCGUUAGCCGUCAGAUUGCCAUAUCGAAGAUUGUGUUUCCGGGGGUCCUAAUGUGGGUGGAGAGGAGAAUCAUAAGCAUUCAUUUUCAUUCGCUGUCAGAGUCAUAACCCCUCGAAGGGAGUAUUACCUGUUGUUACCUCAAUGUUAAACAGCCUCUGACACAAAUACAUAUGGACCCGCGUGGCGCACUGAUUCAGCCGCGGAAUUAGUGGCCUGAGAACGUGGAGGUUGGAUUAACGGUCUUUAGGUAGGUACAAAAAAGGUGGCGUGGGUCUGCUGCUGUGUGCAUGUGGCAGGCAUGUAAGGGGGUGUCACAGUUUCACAUGAAGGGGAGGGUGUGAAGACAGGGGCCAGCAGGAAGGGGACAGGAGACGAGGGGGCAGAAGCAGGAGGGGUUAAGAGGGGAGGGGGCAGAUGUGGGAAGGUAACUGGAGAGAGGAAGAGUGAUUUGUCGCUGGGCAAUCCACUGCAGUGGCUGGUCAGGCAAUCACAGAUCUGUUGGAGCAAGAAAGUGACUCCGGGGAGACACUCAGGGGCGAGCACGAAGGGGACAGGAGAGAGGAGGGGGUGGAUGCGGGAAGGAGGAAAAGGAGGGAGGAAAAGUGCUCACGCUGCAAUGGCUGGUCAGGCAAUCACAACUCUGGUGGAGCAAGCCACGGGC